This is a messenger RNA of Podospora bellae-mahoneyi, 2130 nucleotides long. RefSeq lists its product as uncharacterized. Gene Ontology annotation, molecular function: acyltransferase activity, transferring groups other than amino-acyl groups. The transcript has a single exon. Bases 1 to 2130 code for a protein of 709 amino acids. The record is from RefSeq and is a predicted model, not a curated record. Lineage: Eukaryota; Fungi; Ascomycota; Sordariomycetes; Sordariales; Podosporaceae.
AUGAGUGACGUUUACGAGCAAACAGACGAGUACAUCAUCAACAAGAAUGUCCCCUACUACGACGAACGGACCGAGGAGGACGAACUUUUCGAUGAGCACAGAAUGAGGAAGGGCCUCAAGCCUGUUCAAGACCGUCCAUGGUGGUUUGAUGAGAUCCGCUGCCAGGCCACUUCUCGCUCUGACGGCGAGGUCAUCGCCGAACUCUGCGCUGUCUUGAUCAAUCUGGACGACGCCAGGGAAUGUCUUGAGUAUUUGAAGAAUGAUGAGCGGAAGAGGUAUGAUGAUCUGAGGGAUUAUGUCAUGGAGGAUGUGGAUCUGGAGGAUUUGUUGAGCGAGGCGGAUUUGAGCUGUCGCAAUCGUUACAGCACGGUUACUUCGUUGGUGGGAGAUCUUCUCACUCAUGACGGGGGGAUGCCAAUCAAGUGGUAUAGGUCGGACUUUCCUGAGACAAGAGGCACGGGUGUGUGGGGAGAGGAGCUCAGCAGCAUGAAGAACGUGCUCCUGCUUGAGGACUUUCAUGUCGAGCCGGAUUGGCGUGGACAGGGUCUCGGCACGAAAAUUGUGCACUAUGUCCUCAACCUCAACGAGACCUACUGCGGGAAGGAGGAGCUUUAUCUGUUUGUUCGUCCCAGACCAGACCCUCGCGAAUAUUCACGCCUCUUGGGUCUCCUCAGGGGGGCUGAUGUACCGGUUUACCACCAAAUCACGCGCAGAGCCGAGGCCUUUUGGAGAGCUCAAGGAUUCCGCCGGGUGGCAAAGUCGGACUGGUUCGCCUACACGACAAACGCAGACCAUCCCUCACGGAAGCUCAGCAUUGCCGAUGACGAAGCAAUCGACCACGACCUGAAAGAGUUUGGGGUGCGUCCCGCCUGGCUCACCGUUGUGCCGGCCCACAUGGCCAGACUUGUCCAAGACCUGGGCAAACAGCAUACCACCGACGAGGAGUGCACCGCGCUCCUCAGGGAGCAGAUGCCAGAGGAUCCCAACCACGAAGACUGGGGCGUGCGCGGGGAGUGUGGCAACACACUCCUCCACCUGGCCGCCGUCUCGUCCAAGCUCGAGGCGAUCAGGUUCGUUCUAGAGCGCCAGCCGCACUUGGCCGAGGUCAAGAACAUGGGCGGGCGCACGCCCCUCGAAGCGCUCGAGCACCAGCUCGGAAAGGCGAGGGAGCGCGACUACUCGGGUGAGCGCUUCUUGGCGAUUUGCGCAUGGGAGAGGAAGAACUGGAGAUUCUCUGAGGAUUUCCCGGGCCUCAACGACAAGGCCAUCCGGUCUUGGUGCCUUCUGAGCGGCACCCCCUACAUGGACGUGAGCGGCCUGGCCGUGAAGUCUGCGUCGGAGCUUGGGGAAGACCGGGAGGUUGUGCAGGAGCUCCUCGAGCUCAAGUACUGCUGCGGAUGUGGGUCUUGCCUUGGUGGUUGGUUCAGCCAACGCAGUCAAGUGGUCCUAGCAUUUGCGGCCAGGGAGAUGCAUAGGCGUCGGGUGGAGGGUUUGGAGCAGGUGGGGUUCUUGCAGUGGUACGAUUUGUAUAUCAAGGACUCUUGCGACUUUAUCACCAGGGAGGAAACCACGGACAACGAGCAGGCCGCAUUGUGGGUGGUGGAGGUGUUUCGACAUCUGGAAUUGUGCAUCGCCGGAACCGACGAUACACCCCCCAUGAUUCCGAAUCUCAGGAACAUCAUGGCCAGCAUAGAGGCUGCCCAAAACGAAACCCCUCAGCCUGCCGAUCUUCACCGGCGGAUUGAUGCCGUCAUUGAAGCUACCUGCUGGUUGAUUGGAAAGGCAGAGGGUACGUGGGACAACAUGCAUGAAGACCGGUAUAUAGAAGACGGCGAAGAGUUGACGGAGGAGCUGAAGGAGCUGUCACACUGCGACAACGACGGCUACUACUGGCCUCUCUACACUUACUGGAAGUCCCUUCGGGGCCACGAAAGCGCCUCCCGGCGAGCAGAAUUAGUGAGUCUCUCCAGAAGGGAGAAAGGAAAUUGUCCAAAGGCUAACAUGAGGUUCGUUACAGCUUGCAUAGCUCCCUUGCAUACCGGAGCAAGCCCAGCCUAUUCAACCCGUCACGGGGCUCCGUUUUCAAUGUUGCGGAGAGGAAAGUUGAGAUUCCAGUCUCGUGGGCUUUGA